AAUGGUGAGGCCGUCCGAAUCACGAGAAUACUUCCUCAGGUUGUUUACAUCUGUAAUGAUCUUUUUGGUUACCCUACAGACGGAGACAGUCUUAAAACCCAAGCGACCGGACUCCUACCCUGGCCUGCAGGAUGGUCGGUAAACUGCCUCCCUGCUUCUUCAUCUUUAUUUUCAUGCUAAAAUCCCUGGUUGGGCGACCCCAAAGCCCAACAAUGGUUAAAUAUGAAUUCAACAGAACUGGUCAGAAAGACAUGGCAGCGGAGGUUGUAGGCUACGCAGAUGUGGCCAAACAGAUCAUCGACCUGGCUGUGUUCGGAGCCGCGAAGAAUCGCUCUUACGGACGCCUCGCCGACUUUACAGACACGAUCGGGAACCGUGUCAGUGGCUCGCUCAACCUGGAGAUGGCUAUCAAAUAUAUGUACAAAGCUAUGAUGCAGGAUGGUUUGGACGUUCAUCUGGAACCAGUAAAAAUCCCUCACUGGGUUAGAGGAAAGGAGAGUGCAGUGAUGACCUUGCCAAGGGUCAAGAAUCUGGCUCUCCUAGGUUUGGGGAGCAGUUUGGGGACACCACCUGAAGGCAUUGAGGCCGAGGUGUUGGUUGUUGAAUCUUUUGAGGAACUGAAGCGCAGAGCCAGCGAGGCCGUAGGGAGGAUUGUGGUCUUCAACCAGCCAUUUGUCAGCUACGGCACGACAGUGGCAUACCGGGAAUACGGCGCCUCGGAGGCGUCGAAAUUUGGAGCCGUGGCCACACUUAUUCGAUCCGUCACUCCUUUCUCGAUUAAUAGCCCUCACACAGGUUGGCAAGACUACCAGGAUGGUGUGAAGCGCAUCCCCACGGCAUGCAUCACCAUGGAGGAUGCUGAGCUCAUGUCGCGUAUAGCGCAGAGGGGACAGCGGAUCACCGUCCGACUCACCAUGGCCGCCAAGACGCUCCCAGAUGCCGACUCCUAUAACACGGUGGCCGAGAUAAAAGGCUGGCAGCACCCCGAGCAGGUUGUCCUAUUGAGUGGUCAUCUUGACAGUUGGGAUGUUGGCCAGGGUGCUAUGGAUGAUGGGGGCGGAGCCAUGAUUUCCUGGGAAGUCCUGUCACUCAUAAAACAGCUAGGUUUACGUCCGAGAAGGACAAUGCGUACAGUGCUGUGGACGGGUGAAGAGCAGGGAGGAGUUGGAGCGCAGCAGUACUACGAUCUUCAUAAGGUGAAUCUGUCCAACUUUGAUCUGGUCAUGGAGUCUGACAUGGGGACAUUCAGCCCGGUGGCCCUGCAAUUUACAGGCAGUGCUGAAGCACGAAGGGUGAUGGAGGAGGUGGUCAAACUGUUAGCUCCUCUCAAUACAACCAAACUGGAGACACAUGGAGAGGGUACGGACAUCUCGCCUUGGAUGCAGGCUGGAGUACCAGGUGCCAGCCUUCAUGUAGCCGACAGUCGAUAUUUUUGGUUCCACCACACGGAAGCUGAUACCAUGACAGUUCAGAACCCUGGAGACAUGGACCUCUGCUCGGCUUUGUGGGCCGUGGUGGCGUACGUGGUAGCAGACCUCGAGGACAUGCUGCCUCGGUAGUUGUUGGGAGGACGAGACGAGGAUUCUCAGAAGCUGCGUCAGAAGUGUUUACACUGGUGAUAUCGCAGCAGAGUAUUCUGUAAAGCUUGAGUGAAAAAUAAUCUUUCACUUUAAAGCAGUGCUUCUCAAUUAUUUUCUGUUACGCCCCCCCCCUAGCAAGAAGAAAACUAUUUGCGCCCCCCCUCCCCACCGUGACUAUCCUAACUUGUCUUGUAAGUCGUAAAAUGUUGCACUGUCGCAAACGUGACAGAAGUAACAAUGAGAGCGCCACUGCCCCCUGCUGUAGUAAACGCGCAAUUACACUUUAUUCUAGUACUGCCAAAAAAAAAGCCUGUUCCCCAGGGUCACACGCGCCCCCCCAGGAAUAGCACCGCGCCCCCCAAGGGGGGCGCGCCCCACUAUUUGAGAAGCACUGGCCUAGGUGACUGAUUCACAAUUUGGUUUUGUCUGAUAUCAGAGAUUAAAUAAAGAAAACAAACUGGC
Messenger RNA from Syngnathus typhle (broad-nosed pipefish), 2042 nucleotides. RefSeq names its product carboxypeptidase Q-like. The record is from RefSeq and is a predicted model, not a curated record. The transcript has 11 exons. Gene Ontology annotation, biological process: proteolysis; peptide catabolic process. NCBI's taxonomy places the organism in Eukaryota, Metazoa, Chordata, Actinopteri, Syngnathiformes, Syngnathidae. Gene Ontology annotation, molecular function: metallodipeptidase activity. The coding region runs from base 132 to 1559 and encodes 475 amino acids.